Colletotrichum godetiae is the source of this 618-nucleotide messenger RNA. RefSeq names its product coiled-coil domain-containing protein. The transcript is spliced from 2 exons. The record is from RefSeq and is a predicted model, not a curated record. Lineage: Eukaryota; Fungi; Ascomycota; Sordariomycetes; Glomerellales; Glomerellaceae. Bases 1 to 618 code for a protein of 205 amino acids.
AUGCCCUCCUUCACAGAAUCCGAGCACCAGCCGCAAACUCUACCCUUUGAGAAACCGACACCACGUCCACCCAGGUCGCCAACAGUAGCCAACAACAUUCGGUCUCGGAACCGUCGUCGAGAAUAUCUCGAGAGAAAUCCAAAGUACUUCUCCGAUGCUGAGCACGAGCUGGCUGACCCCCUAUUAUAUGACAGCUUGGUUCGCAAGUUCCAGACGCCAGCCGAGCGUGAGGUCGAAGGCAAGGCCAAGGGCUACUCCGGGGUUUUAGAAAGCUCCCUGCUCAGAGGCGAGGCUCGCCUAGCUGACCUCAAGUCAUCAACUGAUGACACUUCGACGGCGGAGCCCGCGAGAGGCUUCACAACCGAGGCCGAUUUUUCCAAGACAAAGACAAAGGAAGAAGGCCUUCAGAGAUGGCAUGAGUUUCUCACAGAACGUUUUGUCCGCGGCCAUGACGAGGAUUUCGAUUACAGUCUGAUCGACGAUAACGAAGAUUACGACGUCAUGGAGAGACGUGAUGCCGAGGAAGCCUGGUUCGAUGAAGAAGAUCCCGAAUGGGCCAGUGACGCAGACGAGGGAGUCGAAACCACACAGGGCCAGACCGGUAUUCAGGAUUUUUGA